Molecule: messenger RNA, 423 nt
Organism: Aegilops tauschii subsp. strangulata
Lineage: Eukaryota; Viridiplantae; Streptophyta; Magnoliopsida; Poales; Poaceae
Source: RefSeq, a predicted model, not a curated record
AUGGCCACUGGUCCCCUGUGCCGACCCACAGCGCGGAUCCGCGCCGCCACGCCAGCGGGUCGUCGUCCGCGGCUGCUUCGAGUCGCCGCCGCCGCGCCUCCCAUGCGGUUUGAGGACUUCCCGGACCUCCAUCUGCUGCGGCCGCCGAUGAGGACCUACAUGGGCGUCCGACAGUGGUCGUGGGGGACGCGGGUGGCCGAAAUCACCGACUGCGAGACCCACAAGCGGAAGUGGGUCGGCUCCUUCCACACCGCCGAGCUCGCGGCCAUGGAAUAUGACCAGUGGCAGGUCCAAUUCCACGGUCGUGACGCGCGGCUAAACUUUCCCUUCGGUACGGCUCCGGUCCACCUCGUCCUGCCGGAGCCGGGGGUGGUGACCACAAGGAUGGCGCGGAAGGACAGGGAGGCAAGGAAGCGUCGAUGA